Messenger RNA from Arctia plantaginis, 1878 nucleotides. Lineage: Eukaryota; Metazoa; Arthropoda; Insecta; Lepidoptera; Erebidae. The record is from the annotation of a GenBank genome assembly.
AUGUUCUUACAGAGAAAGAUGUCAUCAAAUAGACCAUUAUCUAACCAUGCGCUACAAAACAUAUUAGAAAAUUGGUCGGAUAUUGAUUCGGAAGACGAUGAAGAAAUUUUUGUACCUUCUCCGCGAAAUACAAUUUUAGGACUCCCCAAUGAUGACAUCAUCGAUUGCAGGAUGGCAGAACUCUUUAAGGAUAAUCUACUAAAUGAUAUGGAUAAUGUUUUAGACGGGAUGACUGUGCCUGUGGGCGAAACACUUGCAGAUACUACCUCCGUGAAUCUACCUGAAACAUGUAACACAGGAAGUUUGUCAGGUGCAACUGCCACUGCGUCUUCUUCGUUGAAUUUAUCGAUCACGAGAGAAGAACGAACUUAUAGAGACUGGAAAAUUAAAAACAAAAUUCAUCAGAUACCUCAAUUUAUAUCAAAAUUUAGGCCAAAAAUGUUAUAUUCCCAUAAGAGCCAGCCCCUUGAUUACUUUAGUAAUCUUUUUCCUGACGAAAUAAUAAAUAUGAUUGUAACUGAAACGAAUCGUUAUGCUUCUCAGAAUGAUUGCAGAAACUUUCAACCUACUACUUCAGCAGAAAUAAAGGCGUUUUUGGGUGUGAUGAUUAUGAUGGGAUUACAUCCCUUGCCAGAUUUUGAGCUAUAUUGGUCAUCGGAUCCUUUUUAUAAUAACCCUGAUAUUUCAUCAACAUUCACCUUGAACAGAUUCAAGAAAAUACUACAAAACUUACAUUUAAACGAUAAUAGAACUGAAGAACCGCGAGAUUCCGUAAAUUUUGAUAGGUUACAUAAACUGAGACCACUAAUUGAUCAGUUGAAUGCAAUAUUCUUACAGCAGGCAGAAGAAUCUGGCAUUUAUUCAGUGGACGAGUGUAUGGUAAAAUUUAAAGGUCGGUCUUCUAUGAAACAGUACAUGCCUAUGAAGCCAAUCAAGCGUGGCUAUAUGGUAUGGGCUCGUUGCGAUGCACGUACAGGUUACUUAUAUUGCUUCGAAAUUUAUACAGGUAAAACACACACCUUGGAUGAAGCUGGGUUAGGUUUUACCGUAGUGACUAAUCUGUGUAAGAAUGUACCUCGUGAUUCACUAGUUACAUUUGAUAAUUUCUUCACAAGUUGCAAACUGGUCGAUGUUUUGUAUCAGAAUGGUAUUUUUUCAACCGGAACUGUAAGAAAGACUAGAAGGGGGUUACCCGAAUUUAUGAAGGAAAAGCCACACAGCAAAAAAGAAAAACUAGCAAAAAAUGAAUUUUGUGCAAUGACAAGUGAGCCUAUAGUCGCUGUAAAAUGGUUAGACACAAAAGAAGUGACUGUUCUAACAUCGGCGCAUAAGCAAUCAGAGGUUGCCAUUAUAAAGAGGACCCAAAAAGAUGGUUCAAAGAAAGAAGUUUUCUGUCUAAAAGCGAUAGCAGAUUACACUUUACACAUGGGAGGGGUGGAUCAUUUCGACCACUUUCGGUCAUCAUAUCCAACAGGAAGAAAGUCGAGGAAAUUUUGGAUGCGUUUGUUCUUUUUUAUGCUUGAUGCUGCAGUCAUAAAUGCCUACAUUCUGUUCCUAUCAAAACAUGCCCAACGAGAUUCUGCCCAUCGUGAAUUUAGGCUGCGACUUGCUAGAGAACUCAUUGGCAGUUUUACGUGUAAGAAACAGAGGCCAAUUAUUUUUAAAAAUAAGAAAGGCGGCAACUUUGGCGUCCCUGAUGAAAUUAGGCUUCAAAGUGUAGGUAUACAUUUCCCAGAAGCGCAGCAAACCUAUAAACGGUGCAAGUUCUGCUCGACGAGGAAAGAGACGAAGAGGUCUAAUAUUAAAUGUUCAUUUUGUGGUGUAUCCCUUUGUGUGAAGGGUUGUUUUAAGAAAUUUCAUUUAGCUGAAAAUGAAUAA